AUGGCGGCGGCGGCGGCGGCCGGCGGUGAGGGCGAAGAGAGGGGAGGAUUUUGGGCGCCACUUCCCUCUAGCCAUCGCCGCCUCCCCCGAGUCCUUCACCCGCGCCGGCCCAGCACCACCCCGUGCCGUGCCGCUCCUUCCACGGCCCGCCGACACCACCCGCCGCGCUCGUCCCCGACAGCGACGCAGCACCCACCACGGUGGCGUCUCUGGGGAGCACCGGAUCGACCCAAUCGCCUCCAAAGGGCGGCGCGCGGGGAGCUCGUUCGCGGUGGGGGUAGGGGCGGCACCGCGCGGCGAGGCCGUUCGCGGCGGGGGCAGAGGCGGCGCGCGGGGAGCUCAGGGGCAGGGGCCGCAGCGGCGGGGGCAGCGGCGCGCAGCGAGGCCGUUCACAGUGGCCGGCGAGGAGGCGCAGCACGGCCCGUGCGGCGGCGGCCGCUGACAGAGCGGCGUGGCGACCUUCCAGGAGCUGCCGGAGUCCUCCGGCCCCCUCCCUCCUUUCUCCGCCCUCCUUGCUCCAGGCCGCGGACAGGGCGGCAGGGCGGGGGAGCUCGCGCGGCGCCGGCGGAGGUCUGCGCGGUGGUGGAGCGCGCGGCGGUGGCGGGCCUCCUCGAGAUCCGGCCACGCCGAGAGAGGGCGAGGCUCGCCUGCUCGAGCUCCGGCGCGCUCCUCGGCGAAGGCGCCGGCCCCUCUCUCCCCAUCCGGCGGUCUCCCCUAGCACCGGUGGCCUCGGGCUACCUGGCCGGCCGCGUCGUCGCCGCGUCUCCGCGCUUGCCACCACCGCCUCCUCCUGCUCCCUCUCGCCACUGGAUUUGCGACAUUGAAGGGAGGAGCUUCCUUGCUCCACGAGCAGUGGAGACUGGGAGCUCGACCGCCUCCUAUUUGCUCCCACCCGCGGCCUCGCCCCCUCCGCCUGCUUAUCUGCAGGUCCUGGUUGAAGGCCCUGAUGCCGUCAGCCUCGCGGCCGUGGUUGAAGGCCACAGCCACACCCUUACGGAUGGUCCCAUCCUCUCUUGUGCCAAGGACCAUGGAAUCACUGCCUCAGGAGGACAUUGUAUUGCAGGGAGGAUGUGCAGGAAUUAUUUCUUUCUUAUUAUCAAGAGAAGAAGACAGGUGCCCAGCCAAGUGAGCUACGACCGAGCGAGGCUCUAAAGCCGGUGAUGACUGCCAGAAGAACUAAUUUUGUACAAAUCUGAUCCCUUCAUUCAUGAAGUUAGAAGUGACGAGUACUCUAAUGGCUACUCUUAUUCAGUUAUUCAGGGUACAUGCAAAUCUCAAUUGUUUUCAGUAUAUUUGUUGUAAAGUUCCGGCAACUGUCCAGUUAGGGAAAUAUAUUUUAAUUUGAAAUGUUUUCCAGAAUAGAUUUAUUAUGAUUAGGAUGCAUGAUUCCAAUCUAUAAAGCAAGGAUUCUAGAUGUUCAAUGAGAUAUUUAUUUGAAGAAGCUAAUUCUAAAAAUUUAAAUGCCAAGUCUUGCCAUAUUAAGAAUUAAUUGACUAUUCGUGAUCCUCAUGCUAGGAUUGGAUGCGUUGGUGUGUUUUGGCAAAGCAACAAAGAAAGUGAUAUAUUUGAUUAGUAGUAAAAGAAAUCUGAAUCCGAGGCCUCUUGGUUUAUGACAAUAAAUGAGAUCAUAAUUUACCUGAAACCUGAUUUAACAUGGUUGUAGAAGAAUCACUAUGUCAAUAAGGGACAUAUUUAAUUGCAAUGUCUUUACUGAUUUGUUGCCGGCCCAUUAUCUUUUAUAAUGAUUUUUUUGUCUUAUCUUGAAAUUUCUACAUUGGAUGUACCCAUACCUAUUUCACACGUAGCUGUUAUCUGCUAUUUUUUCUCAUGGUUUUGCUUUCUUUUUUUCUACUAAUUUUUAUUGUGUCUCAGAAGGAUGAGGAUUGUACAAAAGGGUGAAGAUAAAAGAGGUAAAAAUAUGUGUUCUCAUCUUAUUCUCACAAGCUGUAUAUUUUUGGUGGAACAAGAGCCGGAGUAUUUAAGAAAAGCCUAAUAUUGUUCGGAGGUUCAUGCUUCAGGUUUUCUUUUCUGUUAAGAUUCUGAUUUGACCACAUACAUGUGGUUGUGGUUGUGCUAUGCUUAUCUUGCCAACAAAUUGUCUAUGGAUCUUUUAUAUAUCCCUUUUUAUAUAUGGUGAUGAAUGCCAUGUGUGUUUUUGCUCUCUACGCACUCCAUGCGAAGAGCAUGAAUAUAGUUUAAUCAUGAUGUAUUGAUGACCGCUACAAGAUUAUGUAAGUCCAACUCUCCCUUGAAUCUAGGUUAAGGAGGGGUGCUAUAGCAGCAUGGUUAAAACUGUAAUAUUUCCUUUCUUGCUGGACUGUUCAUUACUUUGUGGAAUAAGGGAAAGAAGUAGUAAUAGACUAGAAUCCAGAAUUAGUAUCACCCAUUGCAUCCAAUCGUAAGUCGUUGAACUUGAAUUAUUGUAUUGCAGAUCAGUGAAUUCAUACGUAUCUAUCAAGGCCUACACAAGGCAGCAGACUCUUGUCAUUGAGAAGGCAUUUCUUAACAAGAUGGAGUAGAACCUCAUUGUUGCCUCAUUGUACGUAUUCCUGUAGUUUGCAAGAGUUGUCACGUGCCAGGAGCUUUUUUGCCUAUAAUAAAGAGGUAAAGAUAAUCCUUGGAGAGCAACACUGAGAUGAUUCAGAAGAAAAAACAAACACUUUAGGACCAGGGCAAGCCGCAAGCAGUGGCCUACAUGUUUAUGCCUUUAACACCUACAUUAGGCUAUGGAAGCAUUGAUGUACUUCUUCAUAAAACUAUGAACAAUUUAGGGGGCCCUUGUUUUCAGAUGUCAUGGCAAGGAGGGGCCAAGGUCUGGUGCUACUGCCAGGAUGUCAUAUUAGAUUAUAGAAUUUCAGUGAGAUCAUGUAGUGUGAUGUGAGAAAUGCCUUCUUCAUGGACAAGAGGUAGUGAUGUAUUGGUCUCAAUAUUUUUUGAAACUUGAGUCAAUUCCUCUUGCAAGUUAAGAAUGAGGACAUUAUUGCUCAUUAUGAAGGAUAGGAAAGUUAACUGAUAAAUGGUAGGUUUUCUUAUCAUGUUAUAUUAAACAUGUUAAUUUAUGUCACUUUAAUCUUGGAAUUCAUGCCCUCUAUGGAUCCUGGCUAUCUUGACCCGUCAAAGCAACUCGAUUCAGUGUGUUUUUUGGGCAGAGUGUCCGCAUUGUCAUCAGGGUGCCGGCAGCGUAUUCAACACUGGUGGACUCAACUGUUUGGCAAAUUUCAGGAUGGGUGAUUUCUUUAUUGAUCUCAACGAUGCAGCACAGGGUGUUGGUGUUGGAGAAGUUUCUGAAUCUUCCAUGAGCAGUUCUGCUUCCAAGGUGGGGGCAACAAGGAACAAAUAGACCAACUUCUCAGCGUAUGAAGACAACACGCUCCGCAAAUUGUGGCUGGAAAUUAGCUGCGAUCCUGUUGUCAACACCGGCCAGAGGAAGGAAGCCUUUUGGAUUCGUGUGCUCAACAGAUACAAUUCCAAAUGCGGCAGCUAUCCGACGAGGACCCAAAAAUCCAUUAUGAGUCGUUGGGAUCACAUCAAGGCUGAAGUAAGCAAGUUCUCUGGAUACAUGGCUGAGAUGAUUCGUUCUAAUCCUAGUGGCAUGUCAGAUGCAGAUAAGUUAGUGGCUGCUGCUGCUGAUUUUGCUAGUGUGAAGAAGCACAAUUUCACUCUCAUGCACUGCUGGCAAAUCCUGAAGGAUGAGCCCAAAUGGAUGGAGCUUAAAAGAAAAAUGGACACCCUUCAAAAUAGUGGUUCCAGGGAAAAUGUCCCUCCCAGUGUGCAGCGAGACAUUUUCGAUCUUCAUCCCGAAAAGUCCUCAUCAACUAGCCCAUCAAGAAAACGUCCCAUGGGGAGGGACACAUCAAAAGAGGCUAAGAAGAAAGCUGCUUCAGCGUCCUCUGAGUACAUGUCCAAGAUGCAUGACCUAUGUGUUCAGAAGACUGAGUUGUUCAAGGAAACAGAGGGUGAGCGCAAGGCACGGCUAGAUGAAAUUGUUACUAUAGAGAAAGUGAAGGUAGAGGAAGCUCGCAAGCACCGCAAGAUGAUGCUGGACAUAGAGAGGGAAAGGUUGGCUCUGGAUAAGCAACGAUUUCAAAACGAGGCUGAAAAGAAAGAGAAGGAAGAGGACGAGCGCAUUUUAGCCAUUAACCUUGAUCAGUGUCUACCCAUGCAACGCAUGUACUAUCAAGUGCUACAAGAAGAUAUAAUUCAGAAGUUGAUGUCUCGACAUCGUGGACCAACUCAGUGAGGAUCUUGUGCUAUGUAAUCUGGAAUCUUCUAAUAUAUGCUUCUAGUUGUAUCGACAUAUGCUUCUAAUAAAUGCUUCUAGUUGUAAUCUGGGAUCUUCUAAUAUAUGCUUCUAGUUGUGCUAUGUAAUCAGUGUCUAUGUAAUAUGGGAUCUUGUGUCUAUGUAAUCUGGGAUCUAUGCUGGAUCUUGUUCUACUUCUAUUCUGGAAUGUUCUGUAUUUUCUAGAAUGUUAUGUAUCUUGUUCUGAAAGGGUCUUGUUCCUUUCAGAUUUACAGUGCUAA
Molecule: messenger RNA, 4521 nt
Organism: Panicum virgatum (switchgrass)
Lineage: Eukaryota; Viridiplantae; Streptophyta; Magnoliopsida; Poales; Poaceae
Product: one cut domain family member 3-like
Exons: 10
Coding region: 1-1152 (383 amino acids)
Source: RefSeq, a predicted model, not a curated record